CCUGACAUAAAAACAUCUUCUACCACCACCAAGAAGGCAUCUGAUUACUGUUGAUGAGCGGAGAGCGAUGUGAAAACGAUGAAAGCUCUACACGGACGUUCGUGUGUCUGGCUGUGGGCUUUUGUUCUCCAGGGCUGCUUCCAGCUCAGCACUUCCUUGAUUUACUGGACUGCCUACGUUGAAGUCAGAUACUUUGACAGAGUCUCUAAUCAAACGGUGGGCAGUAUAUGCGAGUGCGGCGUGUUUGGAGUGGACUCACCCUUGAAUUCGGCUUCCGGGCUUCUUGUGCUUCCAGAUUCAGAUCCUCUGGCAUGCUCGAGGAACACUAGCUUCACCCCCAGACACCAGCCAUGGAUUGCCCUGAUAAAGAAAGGAAACUGCACAUAUUCACAGAAGAUACGAGCUGCCCAGCGACAAGGAGCCUCGGCGGUGGUGAUUUACAACCUAGACGGGACGGGCAAUGACACCAACCUCAUGGCCCAUUCAGAUGCCAAGAACAUAGUUGCCAUCAUGGUUGGUAAUGUUCUAGGCACUGAAAUGGCUGGCCUAGUGAAGAACGGCUCAGAUGUGUAUGUAGUGAUCACGGUGGCCAAUCCUCGGGGUCUGUGGUACAGCAGCACAUGGGCAUACGCGCUGUCCUUCACCUUCAUCGGCGUAACCAUCAUCACCAUGUUCUACUUCGCUUUCCUCUUCUUCAAACGAAUGUACAGAAACAAGCAGCUCCGGAUGCAGCAGAUGGAGAUGAAGAGAGAGAAUGAAAAGGCCAUAGCAAAGUUAGAAGUGAGGACUCUGCGGACGGGAGACCCGGAGGUGGACUCGGAGGACGUGAGCUGUGUGGUGUGCACCGACUCGUUCAAACACCACGAACAGGUCACUGUUUUGCCCUGCAGACAUCUCUAUCAUAAGAAGUGCAUCGAGCCGUGGCUGCUGGAGCACCCCACCUGCCCCAUGUGUAAGUUUCACAUCCUCAAAUACAAGAUUGAGGAGGAGAGCGAGGAGCCGCCUUCAUCAUCAUCUUCAUCGGCCGACACGUUCAGUCUGUCUGUGAUCAGGACAGAGCAGCUCCACACACACCCUCUCGGACGGCCAUCAGACGGCGAGGUUCAGACACAACACAUUUAUGAGAACCCUGCGUUUGAAGAAGGAGCAGAGACCAUCAGCCAGGAUUAACUCCACAAUACAGCAUCACCAGCGAAAAAAACAAUCAUAAUGAUGAUAUUGAAAUAAAAUAUGAGCAAACCUCAAUUCGGAUGUUCAAAAUGCAACAGACUAUUUAAUAAUAAUAAUAAUUGUAUGCUGUUUCAUUAAUGGAGAUGUCACAGCUUCACGAACGUGGAUAUCUGUCGUGAACUCAGAAAAGAUGGACUGCAAGGAUAUGAAUCUUGUUUAAUCUUGUUUAACUGACCUGAUGUUCAUGUCCAGUUACUGCAUGACCAGAAGUAGUUCCAGCAGGUCUGGACUGCAUUACACUUCAGUACUUCUUCAUAUUACUCAUCUGAGAUAUCAAAUCAUAAUCACCGCUCCAUCAAAAGAAAAAAAAGUUGUUUUGUUUGUUAAUAAUGCCUUUCAGCGAUGAAGAAAUAAUAAUAAUAAGAAACCUGAAGCAAUGCACAUUAUGUCCUGAUCAUUGAUGGUAACAUCUCUGGAAAUCACUAUUUCCUUUGUUUUUACACGGGAGGAAUAAUUCAUGCAUUCUGAGAUAUACACACUGUGGAAGAGAUGGAUUCUCAUACUGAAACAACGUUUCAAUAAAUGUUUUGUAUGUAUGAAUGAGUA
Puntigrus tetrazona (Sumatra barb) is the source of this 1776-nucleotide messenger RNA. It is a transcript of the gene rnf128b, whose product is annotated as RING finger protein 148. The transcript is spliced from 7 exons. NCBI's taxonomy places the organism in Eukaryota, Metazoa, Chordata, Actinopteri, Cypriniformes, Cyprinidae. The coding region runs from base 79 to 1170 and encodes 363 amino acids. The record is from RefSeq and is a predicted model, not a curated record.